GUGUGUGUGUGUGUGUGUGUGUGUGUGUGUGGAGUCAACAUGAUACCGACAGACUCCAGCAGCCCGAGUUAGACUCCCUCUCCUCGGCGCACCUCCCUCUCCUCUCCCCGCAGACACGGAUAGCUGGAACCGGUUGGUGAAGAGUGCAGGUUGGAUCGCUGAAGAUCUGCUGCUGCCGCUCCUUCUCCUGUUUCAUCUCCUCUCCCCUCCCUCUCGCUCUGCUCACAUCAAUAUGGCCAGCGGGGAUGACGACGACCCCAUUAUAGAAGAGAUUGAUGUGUACCUUGCCAAAAGCCUUGCAGAUAAGCUGUAUCUUUUCCAGUAUCCUGUCCGACCAUCCACUAUGACCUAUGACGACGUCAACCACCUAGCAGCUAAGAUCAAACCCAAGCAGCAAAGGGUGGAGUUGGAAAUGGCCAUCAACACAAUGAGUCCAAACUACUGUCGCAGCAAAGGAGAGCAGAUCGCUCUGAAUGUAGACGGCACGGCUUACGAUGAAACCAACACCUAUUCAGCGAAAUUGAUGGAUAAACAGACCUUUUCCUCCAUCCAGGCCACCACCAACACUUCCAGAUAUGCUGCUGCUGUGUUUCGCAAAGGAGAGCUUCACGUCACACCUCUGACAGGAAUCCUUCAGAUGAGACCCAGUUUCUCUUACUUGGACAAAGCUGACAACAAAACCAGAGAGAGGGAGGCGGCCAAUGAAGGUGGAGAUUCCUCACAGGAUGAGGCUGAGGAGGACGCCAAGGCCAUCACGGUGAGGUUUGCUCGUCCAGAAUCAGAGCAGGCCCGACAGAGGAGGAUCCAGUCGUACGAGUUCCUCCAGAAGAAGCAGGCGGAGGAGCCGUGGGUUCACCUGCACUACCAUGGUGUCAAGGAUGGGCGCUCAGAUCAUGAAAGGCAGUACCUGUUCUGCCAGUCGGUGGACGCCUCAGAGAACUCUGAACUGGUCAAAACUCCUAAGGAGUAUCUGGCAAUGCUGAUGCCUCCUCUUGCAGAGGAAAAAGUUGUGAAGCCUGUCGGUCCCAGUAAUGUGCUGUCCAUGGCUCAACUCCGCACUCUGCCACUGGGAGACCAAGUCAAGACGCUGAUGAAGAAUGUCAAGGUGAUGCCGUUUGCUAACCUGAUGGGACUGCUCGCCUCUGGCACAGACUCGACAUCAGCGCUGCGCUGCAUCCAGCAGGUGGCGCUGCUGGUUCAGGGGAACUGGGUUGUCAAGAGUGAUGUUCUGUAUCCUAAAAACACCUGCAGUCCUCACAGUGGUGUCCCUGCUGAAGUGCUCUGUCGUGGCAGAGACUUUGUGAUGUGGAGGUUCACUCUGGAGCGCUCUGUGAUGAGAAAAGAGAUUACAUCCAUCAUCAAACUUCCUCCAGAGGAUGUGAAGGAGUUCCUGGAACAUGUGGCAGCUCCUCGAGUGAACCGGGGCUGGGAGUUCCUGUUGCCUACUGAUGUAGACUUCAUUAAGAAACACCCAGAUGUUGCCCACAGGCAACACAUGCUGUGGCUUGGCAUCCAGAGCAAGUUGGAAAAAGUCUUUAACUUCUCUAAAGAAGACUUCAUGCCAAAGAAUUCCCCUCAGCCUGAGCCUGUCCAUGUUAGCGGGGAGCAGCGUCUGAAGGUGGCUCAGGAGCGUGCGCGAGAAAACCAGUCGUCGCUACAGAAGGACCUCGACACCAAACGGGCAGGAAGCAGCGUCCACGUCAAACAGGAACCCGUUAGCGAUCGGGAAGACGAACCUAUGGACACCUCUUCCCCCUCCUCCUCCGCCAUCCCCAACGGUUCAGUCAAUGGUUACCCCAGUGCCACCUCCCCCAGCUUUGACCACACUAACGGUAACGGAGGGAGUCCCGCCAACACGUCGUCCCCGGAGCUGCAGGACUUUGUGAUAAAGACUUUCAGGAAGCAUUUUGUAGUGACGCUGAAUGAGUUUAAGAGGCUGUUAAACCUCCACCUGGCUUCCAUGCCGGUGGGACGGAGCGUCUUCCACUCCAUCUCGGACCACAUGCUGCAGGAGGCCAUACUGCUCAGCCACUGCAAACAGAUAAUGGUGCCUUUCCCUGCUCAGACCACAGCAGCUGCCGAUGAACAGAAGGUGUUUGGUCUGUGGGAGACCGGAGAGGAAUUCGACAAGCACCGCCGGCUGCUGUUUGACCUGUUCACGAAGAACUACCGGGUCAGGAGGAACAUGAUACAAGCCAAACUGGCUCAGGAGUUGGGAGAAGUCUCUAAGGCGGAGAUUGACCGGCUGCUCAAUGAGUGCUGCAGCAGCCACGCAGGGAUGUGGUACCUCAAGGGAACGAUACAGUCCUGACACUAAGAUCCCGCCCCCUGCGGUCACUGUCAGCCAAUCAAAUCCUCUCCCAGGUGUCCCAGUGGGAGGGCAGACAGACAGAUGAGAAGCCAAUCACAGCUCGCCCAGCUCUGAGGGAGGGCGAUUGGAGAACAAAGAUGUCAGCCGUCUGCUCUGCUCAGAACACGAAGCUUUUCUCGUUUCAGCUGAAACAUUUCUGACAUUAACAUGAGCUCUCUGAUGCAGCGUGGAGGAUGGAAACUCCUCACAUACUCUCACUAAGAGCUGGAGUGUCUGAGGGGGGGGAAGUAUGAAUAUAAACAAAUGAAGAAAUAGCAAGAUAUAUAUAUAUUAUAUAUACGGUUUAUCAGUAGAUUUUUUGGAUUUAUCACCUCAUGUUUGAUUAGUUUUGAAUUUAACUUUUACCAGAUCAGGAUGGUGUUUACUGUUGAAAGCAACUGUGGCUCAAAGUGCUUUCGUUUUACUCCUGAUAAACUGUAACUUCUGCCAGAGACGUGUUUUACUUUAUCAUAUCACCAACAAAGCAAAUAUUGUUUAAGGGCCUCUAAAGAAGCAAUCCUGAUUUAUAUUUCAUCCAGAUCUGACUUUGUUUAGGAACAUUGACUGAAUAAGAGCAUUUAUUCCUCCUUCAGUAUCUACAUAAACGAGGUGAGCUUUAAGGUUGAAUGAUACAGUUUCUUAAUUAAAACUUGUGGAAGCACUUGAACAGACGUUGCCAAACUCAUGAGUCAGCAAACCUGAAACAAAAAGGGAAAAAAAAACAUCUAAUGAUGCAAAAACAAGCAAAAAGUCCUUAAUAUCGUUUCACUCAUGUUGUACAACGGAGGUGUUUUUGGCAAUCAUUGACCCGGAGACGCUUACAUCCAAUGUGGCUUUUCCCCACAUUCCUGUAUUAUUCACUUGAAUGUGUACUGAAAUAUAAGUUUAAAGAAGAAAAAAAGUGGAUUAAAUGGUUUGUUUCUGGUUGAUUGUACAAAGUUUCAAAUGGUUUUCCUUUAUGAGAGAGGCUGGUUUUGACUGAAAAGCCAAUAAAGAUGCAAUUUUGAAUAAAGUUCUGUCACAUUUUGAUCAUAAAUCUGUUGGGAUUUGAUCCGUCGUGCAAACAAAAGUGGAAACGGAUGUGUGUAUGGACUCGAUCGUGGUCCUUGCACCAUCGUCUGGGGUUGUUGCUAUGGAUACGCCGGUGUAUCGUCAUGUGCUGCUAUGUCGAGCCUCCAUCUAAAGUGCCUCUGCCUCACGAAGGCGUUCAGGACAAACUCCCACCCACUCAUAUACAGAGUAACAGUAAUGCUUUGAUUCUCGCUGACAUCCAUUUGAAUCCAUUUCUAAAGAGUGAAAAUGUGAAUAAAGUGAUUUUCAUUUCAGGCAAAAUCUUUCGUGGUACAUCAUCUAAUUACGACAGCUGUAUUCUUUUUCAUUGGUUUGUUCAAUAAACACUCGUUAAGUUGU
Dicentrarchus labrax (European seabass) is the source of this 3760-nucleotide messenger RNA. RefSeq names its product polymerase (RNA) III (DNA directed) polypeptide E (gene polr3e). The record is from RefSeq and is a predicted model, not a curated record. Gene Ontology annotation, cellular component: nucleus; RNA polymerase III complex. Bases 233 to 2311 code for a protein of 692 amino acids. Gene Ontology annotation, biological process: DNA-templated transcription. NCBI's taxonomy places the organism in Eukaryota, Metazoa, Chordata, Actinopteri, Moronidae. The transcript has 21 exons.